Messenger RNA from Chiloscyllium plagiosum (whitespotted bambooshark), 2135 nucleotides. The record is from RefSeq and is a predicted model, not a curated record. Lineage: Eukaryota; Metazoa; Chordata; Chondrichthyes; Orectolobiformes; Hemiscylliidae.
UUCAGAUCUUUGGUCAAGCAUGACCCCUGGCAACUAAAGGAUCAUUUUAAAGUGCAGCAUCUUCUCCGUUCAGGUGAAGUGGAGAGAGCAGCAAGCAGCCAACUGGGUCAGAUCUGGACGGAGCUUGCUGAACAAAUGACAGGGGAUUUGGCCGAAGUGAUUGCAACGGCAUUCUCUCAGACCCUGAUGAUUGCAGCCACUGAACCCAGGUGCCAGGCAUCACGGGCAGUGCCGACUGAUCCGACUUUGCGAGGUUCAGGAUACGGAACAUUGCCUGGAGGUUCCCUGCCUGGGUCGGUGUCCAGCGCGCCACCUCCUGUGAUCACCGCGACCGAGAGCAGUACCCAGUCACCGGGAGCGGCCCAAGCCCUGGACGUGUCCAUGGACUUUGCGAAAAUCUAUAAGUACCUGUCGGCCACCGCGAGGGGCUCAACAUUGCCACAGCUCUCCGCCUUCGAGUCUGCAGUUGUCCUUGACCUGUUGAUGUCUCUCCCGGACCAGCUACAAGACCUGGACUGCCAGGAGCUGUGGACCCACAUGAACACCACCUACCGCCAGCUGACCAGCACUGCUUCAGCCAUGCAAGCUGCUCAUCCAGUUCAGACAGCGCCCUCCACUGCACAGGGCCCCAGUAUCAAUCUGACAGGGCAGACACAGGCCUCUGGUCCUAACGUCCAGCCUGCAGCCCAGACCCAUUCCACGGCUCAGUUCGGCCAAUCAAAAUCUGGGCUCAGCAAUGCUGCUGAGCUACCUCUGGAAUCUGAUAGGCCUGCACCAUGCCCUUUGAACCCCUUCCGGCUCCCUGUAAAGCUGUUGGUCAGAAGUGAGGCACCGACAGCGCCUCGGGAUCCCAUUGCUGAUUUGGGAUCAGCUGCCGAGGAGGUAACACUGACGCUGAGCGCUGUCCAGCCCAGCGCUGACCUCCGACCUCCAGACAAGGAACCGGCACUGAGCGCUGUCCAGCCCAGCGCUGACCUCCAACCUCCAGCCGAGGAACCGGCACUGAGCGCUGUCCAGCCCAGCCCUGACCUCCGACCUGCAGCUGAGGAGGUGAUACUGACACUGACUGCUGUCCAGCCCAGCACUGACCCCCGAACUCCAGCUGAGGAACCGACACUGACCGCUGUCCAGCCCAGCCUUGACCCCCGACCUCCAGCUGAGGAGGUGACACUGACACUGACCGCUGUGCAGCCCAGCCUUGAACCCCGACCUCCAGCUGAGGAGGUGACACUGACACUGACCGCGGUCCAGCCCAGCCCUGACCCCCGACCUCCAGCUGAGGAGGUGACACUGACCGCUGUCCAGCCCAGCCCUAGCCUCCGACCUCCAGCUGAGGAGGUGACACUGACACUGACUGCUGUCCAGCCCAGCCUUGACCCCCGACCUCCAGCUGAGGAGGUGACACUGACCGCUGUCCAGCCCAGCCCUGACCUCCAACCUCCAGCUGAGGAGGUGACACUGACACUGACUGCUGUCCAGCCCAGCCCUGACCUCCGACCUCCAGCUGAGGAGGUGACACUGACACUGACUGCUGUCCAGCCCAGCCCUGACCCCCGACAUCCUGCCGAGGAGCCGACAUUGACCAGUGUCCUUCCCAGUACUGACCCCUGACCUCCUGAGAAACUGACAUUGAUCACUGUCCUUCCCAGUACUGACCCCUGACCUCCUGAGGAACUGACAUUGACCGCAGUCUAGCCCAGCUCUGACCUCCUGCCAAGUAGCCAACACUGACCCCUGUCCAAUCAAGCAUUGACCCCUGACCUUCUCCUGAGGUGACAAUAUUGACCCAUUCAGUCCAGUAGUGAUCUUUGACCUCCUACCACGGAUACAGCACUGAAUUCUGUCCAGUUCAGUGUUGAACCCCAACCUCCUGCCAGUGGUCCAACACUGACCCCUGACCUCAUGCUGAACACACGCAGCUGAUUACUGUCCAGCGGUGAUCCCUCACCACCUUCUGAGGACACAGCACUGACCCCUGUCCAGCCAGUGCUGACCCCAGGUCACGACUACCUUAUUCUAAGAGUCAACUGCUGACCCUUCACCUAUCCCAUGGAGCCCAGUGCUGACGUCUGGCCUCCUCCCAGAGCUCAGCCCUGACUCACUGACUGCCUCAAGCUGCUGAUUAACCCCCCCCC